UAAUUGAGAGCUAGGGUCAAGUCUUUUGGUGAAAUCCACAGGCCUAACGGACGGUAGCAAUUUUCCCUCCAAAAUCUCCCUAUUUUCUCCGACCUGUUAACCCUAACCAACUCGCUCGCACGCUCUCUGUCACUGUCUGUCUGUCGGUGUUUCUGUUCCUUUCACUUCAAUUCCGAUCAAGUCUCUGUCUAAAGUUCACUAAUUUUCCAGAGUUUUAAUUGCUUGCAUUUUGACUUCAUUCUGCUGAUGAAUUUAGAUUAUGGGUUCUCUCGGAGACCAUGAUGCCCAUACUAAACCAAUGCAAGAUGACCCAAAUCCCCAUUUCUCAUAUAACGACACUCAGCCCUUUGAUUCUCAGACUUUUCCCUCUUCCUUGCCUGUAGGUGAAAAAGGCUGCAAUGCUAGCACGGUACAAUGGGUACAAAGUACUGUUCCUUUUGAUGACACUUUUCCUGUUGAAGAUGCUUGUGAGACUCAAUUAGUUGACCUUGGAGGUGAAACACAAGUACUGGAUGAUCCUCUUUGCCCGGAGUUCAUGGACACUCAAUUGGUGCAAAAUACUGUACGUUUUGAUGACACUGUUCCAAUUGAAGAUGAAUUUGAGACCCAAGUAGUUGACCUUGGAGGUGAAACACAAGUACUGGAUGAUCCUGUGUGCAUUGAACAAAUGGACACUCAAUUAGUAGAUUAUUUUAGCAGUGAUGGUGAAGGAACAGAUAAAACUGAAGUUCUGAGUGAUAGUGAUGGGUUCUCUGACGAUGAAUCUCAAAGAAGAGGCAAACGUGAAUCAUUGGAUGGGGAGAGGAGUUGGCAUACUUCUCUUGAACACAGUGAGAACAGAGUGGUGGAGCAACCCAAUGAAAACUGUAGUUCCAGACUCAAUGUUUCUCCCAAGACCCCAACUAGUCAAGUUAGCCAAGAACCAAAGCGUGGAUCUAUUGCAAGAUUUACUUCAGUUCGUGCAGCGUCUUUGCGAGUAUCUGGUCUAGCAGCUUCCAGAAUUGCUUUGAAGGGAGCCAACAGUGAGUCUUCUUCUCCCCAGGCUAAUAAUCAGACUUCAGAAGGACAUGCUAUGAAAAACAAUGGGUCAAAUACAGAAGCUUGGAAGGAAGUUGAUCAGGUGUUUGAUACAGGAAGAUACAACAAUGAAGUUAAGGGAUUGAUAAAUUUGCAUGAUAAUAAGCUUGGCCAUUCUACAGUGAGAAAACUUUUUGGUGAGGAUUACUUUGUUGAAGAUGAAGAACUUGCUUCCAGCAAUGAUAAUACUGCAGGGGGAAGAGAAAUGCAUCAGUUGCCUACUUGUGAUGAUGGUCUUGCUGGGUUGAGCUAUAUUGACUCCCAAGAACCUGGAGAAUCAUCUCAAGCCAAUGCAUUUGCCUGUGUGCAAAGGGUGAUUGAAGAGAACAAGGCCAUGUUCGAUGAAUUCAUCGUGGGAAAGAGUAGCAAGGGAAAAGCAACUUUUGUUUCAGCCACGAAAGGGCCACAAAAUUUGGCCAAGAAAACCAAUGAUAGAGGCACCAACAGGAAAGCAGGAAUUUUUGACUGGGAUGACGGACUAGAAGAUGAGGGAGGGGGAGAUAUUUUCUGUAGAAGGAAGGAAGAAUUUUUUGGUAGUCUGAAUCUUGGGCAAAGAUCUUUUAUGAAACCCCAGAAGGCCAAAGGAAAACAACUAGGUGGAUGCAGUGAAUAUAAAGGAAAAUUAGAUGUCCAGAAUGAAAUGGUCAUUCACUCGGAUUCUAAAAUAGUGCUGGAUAACACCAAACUAAAUAAGACAGAACCAGACGUUGAAAUGAAUGUUAAAAAGAAUCUAGUCAACGAGUUUGAUGAACAAUCUAAUAUAGCAACUACAGUAGGGCAAUUAGAAGCUGGCCUUGCCAGGAAUCAUAGGCCACAAGGGCUUGAUGUAGGUUUUGACACUCAAAUGGCUGCUGAAGCCAUGGAAGCCUUACUGUAUGGGGAUGGAAUUGCAAACGCUGAUGCUAACAAUGUGCCAGGAAAUUCAUACUCCCAAAAAGGAUCUCCAGGAAGAAAAGUUAAGAGGAGUAAGCAAUGCUCUUUUAGUAAAGACAAUGAUAAGGAGGUUGCCCCAAGACAAUCUAAGAAAAGAAAGACAAUUGGUGCUAAAUCAAACAAACGGCCUCCAAUUUCAUCACAGAAGCAUUCUGAGAUUGUUGGAAAUGAGUCUGAUAUGGGUCUAGUAAAGACAAGAAGGAAGAGGGCUAAAUCCGAUGUUCAACUCUCAAUGACCAAUAAGAUAAAAAGGGCAGACAAAAAGCCUUCUAAAAUAGCUGAAGGACAUAUCGAAAGCAGCCUACAUGAUGUGCAUGAUGGACAUCAUGAAUCUGCUUUAACUGGAAGUUGCUCAGUUAAGAAACAGAGCUCUCCAGAGGAAUUUGUUAAUUUGACACCCAUUGCUCAUCGAACUAGGUAUUCCUUGGUUGCAUCUCAAUUGAAAAGAGCUGAGAAUGUGUCUCGUGUUUGUGGAGAAGAAACAAACUGUACAAAUGAGAUUGGUGCCCACAGACGAAAUGAAGCUGGUGUUGGUAUUGAUGCUGCCAAGGUGUUGGAUGCUAAAGGGAAAUCUUCAGAAGUGGUCUCUGGACAAUCUGGAGAACAUGAAAACUUCAAAUCAAAAUUGACAGCUACGAAUAAUGGCAUGAGUUUCCCAAGACGAAGAAGAUCUUGUCGACAAAAAUCAGGCCAGCUUAAUGGACUGGUUAACUUAGAUGCUAAGUCCAAGGCAUCUAAUCAGCCAGUAAUUGCUGGAAAGUCUACAAGUAUGCCCAAAAGGCCACGGAGUGAUGCUAAAACUACCAGUCUUGCUGAUUUAAACGCAAAGAGAAAAACACGAUCCUCCCUAUCUGUUGGUCCAGACUUAUCUUCCUUCCAAAAUUUUGAAGUAGAAUCAUCACUAAGAAGUGUAGAUAAAUCACAUUCAGACGAUGCUGUUCUUAGUUCUACUUUCAUUGAGAAUGAGAAGAAGAAUUCUGUUGAUCAAAUGGGAGCAAAGGAAAAAUUACCUGACAUAACGAAGAAUUCACAUUCAUCGCCAUCUACUGAACAUAAAGUAAAAGUUGGUUCAGAUAAUUUACCAAAGGGGGCAACUGAUUUAUCUAAUUCAAUGUGUACUUCCCCGGCUAACUGUACAACACCUGUGAAUGCUGCAUCACCUGUCUGUAUUGGUAAUGAAUAUUUUAAGCAAUCACGCAAGAAGAGGCUCUCAAGAUCAUGUCUCAUGAGAGAAUUUAGUAGCUUAUGUGCCAAGGAACUAGGACCUAUUUCUGCACAAAAAGAUUCACGGAAGAGAAGAGAUUUGGCUAAUGUUAGAGUCUUGUUAAGCCACCACUUGGAUGAGGAUAUAAUUAAGCAGCAGAGGAAGAUUGUGGACCGGCUUAAAGUUUCCAUAGCAUCCUCUAUUACAGAUGCAACACACUUUAUUACUGAUAAGUUUGUGCGUACAAGGAAUAUGUUGGAAGCCAUUGCUUCUGGCAAACCGGUGGUGACACAUUUAUGGCUUGAGAAUGUGGGACGGGCUAAUUAUUAUAUUGACGAGCAAAAAUACAUACUCAGGGACGUGAAGAAGGAAAAAGAAUUUGGUUUUGAUAUGCCAGUUUCAUUGGCACAUGCACGUCAGCAUCCACUUCUGCAGGGUCGAAGAGUUUUGAUCACUCCCAGCAUAAAGCCUAGUAAAGAAAUCAUUUCAGGCUUGGUUAAAGCAGUUUGUGGUCAGGCGAUGGAGAGAGUUGGCAGAUCUACUCUCAAGGAUGAUAUGGUCCUAGAGGAUCUGUUGGUUUUAUCUUGUGAAGAGGAUUAUGAAGUUUGUGUACCUUUCCUUGAAAGAGGGGCGGCUAUUUACAGUUCAGAGCUACUACUAAAUGGGAUAGUUACUCAAAAGCUGGAAUAUGAAAGGCAUCAGCUCUUUGCAGAUCAUGUGAAGAGAACUCGUUCUACAAUAUGGAUGAAAAAGGAUGGUGAUGGUUUCGUUCCUGUUCCUAAGCAUAAAUAACUUGAAGGGAUCUCGUAUCAAUCCAGAAGGUUUGGAAUAUUCAAAUCUUGUGAUUGAUUCAUAGAUUUGGAAUAUCACACAAUAAUCACCCAAAGAAAGCCGAAUAUCACUAAAAGAGAGUUACAACAACCAAUCCUUUUCGUUGGUGGGAGUGGGGUGUUUUCUUUGUACAUAUCCAGAUUGAUUUAUUGGAUAUUUAAUUUGUAUAUACGACGCUUGUAAUGUAGAGUUACGUUUCCUUUCUUACC
Messenger RNA from Manihot esculenta (cassava), 4254 nucleotides. RefSeq lists its product as uncharacterized. Bases 260 to 4006 code for a protein of 1248 amino acids. Lineage: Eukaryota; Viridiplantae; Streptophyta; Magnoliopsida; Malpighiales; Euphorbiaceae. The transcript is spliced from 9 exons. The record is from RefSeq and is a predicted model, not a curated record.